UGGUUGAAGGAGGAGGAGCUGAGUUUAAUGGUUGAGAUUAGGGGAGAAGUGUGGAACUAAUCGUCGUCUCUUUCCACCUCAGAAGUGGAUGGCAGGACACCAAAUCCCAAGGCCAUUCCCUUCUAAAUGACCCUCUCACUAUUAUUACACCCUCCGGUGUCUGCGUCUCUUGGUGCAGUACUUUCUCGUCCUGUCCCUCUCACCUCAUCCGUGCUCCCAAUGCAAUAAGAGCUUGAACAGUGUUGUCUCUUCUCUCGAAGAUUUCUUCUACUGAUCGGCUCCAUUAGUUUUGCUUUCUCUGUUGAAGACGAAAUCUAGAGAGGAAGAGUUCGAUUCAUGGAAUAUAAAGACCAAAUUGUUGAUGAUGAUGAUGAUGAUGAUGAGAUGCGUUCAUCCACAGCUUUGAGUUUCAACGCUCGUCCUCCCAUUAGAGGAUCUGCUUUCUCCAAACCUGUACUCUCUCCUUCUUCCUCUUUAAUCUCCCUAAGAGGAGGAGGAGGAAAUGGAAGUGGCACAUCAGCUGCGGAGAAUGUUAGCCUCUUUGGAAGCACCACACCGUCAUCAACAGCUGCAGCGGUGGAUGUUUUGUAUCAGUCUGCUGCAAGGAACACAGAUCCAGCUCCGGUCAGCGGUGCAACUGCGCCGAGAAACACCAAGGCCACUGCAGCAGCUUCUGUCAGGUACCGAGAAUGCCUCCGCAACCACGCGGCUUCCAUCGGCGGCCACGUUCUCGAUGGCUGCGGCGAAUUCAUGUCGGAGGGCGACCCGUCCUCGCCGGAGGCGCUGAAGUGCGCGGCCUGCGGCUGCCACCGCAGUUUCCAUCGGAAGGAGGCCGAAGGCGACGCCGCCGCCGCCGACUCCUACUACCGCGGCGCCGCCCGUGUUCCUCUCCUCCUCCCUCUUCCCCCCCAUCCCCAAUCCCAGCACCAUAACCACUACCAGAAGCAAUUCCAAUUCGGUACUCCCACCACCCCGUCCUCCGGCAUCGUGGCGUUCGGUGGCAACGCCAGCGGGAGCGGAGGGACGACGGAGUCUUCGAGCGAGGAACGGAUGACUGCCGGGGCGCCGACCCCGGCGACCACUCCGAGGAAGCGGUUCCGGACCAAGUUCACUAUGGAGCAGAAGGAGAAGAUGCUGGCUUUCGCGGAAAGGAUGGGAUGGAGGAUUCAGAAGCAAGACGAGGGCUUGGUGGAGCAAUUCUGCGCCGAGACUGGGGUGAGGAGGCAAGUCUUGAAGGUCUGGAUGCACAACAACAAGCACUUGAUCAGGAAGCCACAGCAACCGCCGGGGCAGGAUGAAGUAGUACUGCCACAGCAACACCAGCCGCACUCCUCGUCGCAACAAUCGCAGCAGCAGAUGUGAUGGCCAUGAGAUCGUAGGCGGAGGCAGGGUACUGAAACAUCUGCGUUCGAAUUCUUGGUUUGCAUCUGCAUUACUGUUGUCAUCAACUUAACUUGCUUAGAUGUAUCGCUACUUAGUUCUCGGUGUGAUCAUAAGCCCGCCCCAUUUCCUCAUUCA
Messenger RNA from Musa acuminata AAA Group (dessert banana), 1518 nucleotides. Its product is annotated as zinc-finger homeodomain protein 2-like. The transcript has a single exon. Bases 337 to 1362 code for a protein of 341 amino acids. The record is from RefSeq and is a predicted model, not a curated record. Gene Ontology annotation, cellular component: nucleus. Lineage: Eukaryota; Viridiplantae; Streptophyta; Magnoliopsida; Zingiberales; Musaceae. Gene Ontology annotation, biological process: regulation of DNA-templated transcription; regulation of developmental process. Gene Ontology annotation, molecular function: transcription cis-regulatory region binding; DNA-binding transcription factor activity.